CCGCCGCAGGAGCGCGGAGAGGCGCGGCGGUGGGAGCUGGCGCCGCCCCGCUCGGCCCCGCUCGGCCCCGCUCGGUCUCGCUUCCGCGCUGCGAUGGACUGAGCGCCGGACCGGCUGCGGGGAUGGGGCCGCCGCUCCCGCUGCUGCUGCUGCUGCUGCUGCCGCUGCCGCGCGCCCUGCCCGCCGCCCCCGCGCCCGCCCCCCGCGGCCGGCAGCUCCCGGGGCGCCUCGGCUGCUUGCUCGAGGAUGGCCUUUGUGGAUCGUCUGAGUCCUGUGUAAAUGAUGGAGUGUUCGGGAGGUGCCAGAAGGUGCCAGCUGUGGAUACCUACCGCUACGCGGCAUCUCCGCUGGCUCUGCAGCACCUGAGGGUCACCUUGCAGAAGCUCUCUCGCACAGGCUUCACGUGGCAAGAUGACUACACCCAGCGUGUGAUGGCACAGGAGCUCGCAAACCUCCCCAGAGCCUACCCGCAGCCUCCGGAGGCUUCCGGCCGAGCCAGGUCCCCACAGCAAGACAUGGGAAAUGACUGGAGACACAACCUGGAGAAUGACGAGGCCCUGGCCAAGGCCCUCCAGCACUACCUGCCCCUCCUGCUGCAGAAUGAGAGCCCACCAUCCAAGGGUGAGGACCCCUUCCCCGAGAGUGUCCUGACCUAUGUGGCCCACACAUCUGCGUUGACCUACCCUCCUGUGACCCGAGCCAAGUAUCCUGAAAACUUUCCACUGCGGACUCUCAGCAGGCUGCAGCCAGAUGAGCUCAGUCCCAAGGUGGACAGCAGCAUGGACAGACAGCACCUGAUCGCAGCUCUUGGUGCCUAUGCUGCUCGGAGGCCCCCUUCAGUCCCCAAGGAGGGUGACACAGGUCCACAGUACCUUCUGCACAAGCCCUUGAGAGUGCCAAGGCCCCUCUUGGCGGCAGCAGCCCCCAAGAAGUGGCCCUCAUCUCCAGAAGACCUCAAAGGCCCCCUGAGCAGAGGUGAUGAUGUGCUCAUUCAGAGUCUCCUGAAGGACCUGUGGCAGCGCCAAGCUGAAGUGGAGCACCUGGGCCCCCUGGAGCUGGAGGAGAUGGUGGGCACAGUUGCAGGCCCCAUGCAAGGUAACGGAGCGCUCAGGGACGAGGAGGAGGGGCGGUUCCCCGAGGUCAGUCGACUGAGGGCCGCACCUGGGGACCUGGUGCAGGACCGCAGGUCUCCACUCUUGCCUGGAGCCCCCACUCUGGAAGAGCUCUCUAAAUCAGAGACCAUGAAGUCGGAGGAGCCCGAGGCCUCCUUGUCUUCAGCAGAGGAGGGUGCUGGGGUGGAGAAUGUGAAGAGCCACUCUUACUCCAAGGACCUGUGGCAGAAGUUGAGCUCAGAGGCCAGGGCUGCCGGGCCUGGGGAGCUGCAGGCCCGGGUUCCAGGGGCCCUACGGGAGGAGCAGAGCCCCCGGGCAGGAGCCCAGGGCCCGCCUGCUGAGGGCUUGCAGCUGGAAGUCAAGCCUUCUGUGGAAGAGGACUCAGGCUACAUCGUGACAGGAAACGACUCCCUGAACCUGGAGAAGGGGAAGCAGCUGAUGGGGGAUGUUGCUGGCCUCCUGCAGGUGCCGCCCAGCAUCUUUGCAGAUAUUGAUGUCCUGGGACCAGCAGUGACCUUCAAAGUGAGUUCCAAUGUCCAAAACGUGACAACUGAAGAUGUUGUGAAGGCCACAGCUGACAACAAAGACCAGCUGGAGAAGGCAUCCGGACUGACGAUCCUUCGAAGCGGAGUUGGGCCGAAAAGCAGACUCGCGCUUCUGCCUCAUCAGGGAGAGCAGGAAGACUCCACCAAGUUCAUCCUGCUCACCUUCCUCUCCCUCGCCUGCAUCGUGGGGGUUCUCCUUGCUUCCGGCUUCAUCUACUGCCUCCGCCACAGCUCCCACUAUAAGCUGAAGGAGAAGCUGUCGGGACUGGGGGGUGACCUGGGUGCAGAUGCCACCACCGCCUACCAGGAGCUGUGCCGCCAGCGCAUGGCCGCCCGGCCCCCAGAACGGCCUGAGGGCCCCCACACAUCCCGCAUCAACAGCGUCUCGUCGCAGGUCAGCGAUGGGCCGAUGCCCAGCCCAUCUGCUCGGAGCAGCACCUCGUCCUGGUCGGAAGAACCCGUCCAGCCCGACAUGGACAUCUCCACCGGCCACAUGAUCCUGGCCUACAUGGAGGACCACCUGAAGAACAAGAACCGGCUGGAGAAGGAGUGGGAGGCGCUCUGUGCCUACCAGGCGGAGCCCAGCAGCUCCCUGGUGGCCCAGAGGGAGGAGAACCUGCCCAAGAACCGCUCGCUGGCGGUGCUGACCUAUGACCACUCCAGGAUCCUGCUGAAACUGGAGAACAGCCACAGCAACUCGGACUACAUCAACGCCAGCCCCAUUAUGGAUCACGACCCCAGGAGCCCCGCGUACAUCGCCACCCAAGGACCCCUCCCCAGCACUGUGGCCGACUUCUGGCAGAUGGUGUGGGAGAGCGGCUGUGCCGUCAUCGUCAUGCUGACGCCCCUCACGGAGAGCGGCAUGCGCCAGAGCCACCACUACUGGCCCGAUGAAGGCUCCAGCCUCUACCACUUCUACGAGGUCAACCUGGUCUCGGAGCACAUCUGGUGCGAGGACUUCCUGGUGCGGAGCUUCUACCUGAAGAACCUGCAGACCAAGGAGACGCGCACGGUGACCCAGUUCCACUUCCUGAGCUGGUAUGACCGGGGCGUCCCCUCCUCCACAGGGGCCCUCCUGGACUUCCGCAGAAAAGUAAACAAGUGCUACAGGGGCCGUUCUUGUCCGAUAAUCGUUCACUGCAGCGACGGUGCAGGCCGGAGCGGAACCUACGUCCUGAUUGACAUGGUUCUCAAUAAGAUGGCCAAAGGUGCUAAGGAGAUUGAUAUCGCCGCGACCCUGGAGCACCUGAGGGACCAGAGACCAGGCAUGGUCCAGACAAAGGAGCAGUUUGAGUUUGCGCUGACCGCCGUGGCAGAGGAGGUGAACGCCAUCCUGAAGGCCCUUCCCCAGUAGGCGCACCCAACCCCGGAGCCGGCCGGAGUGCUGCGGGCCCCGCUCUGCCUGCCUCCUCUUGAAACCGCAGUCGUGGGCCCACCAGACCCCGCGUCAGUCGUCGCAGGACUUCCACGCGGCCCGAGAGCCAGGGAGACGUCGGCGGGGCGGGGAGGGUGGGUCGCCGGCUCACGCUCUGGGUGCUCUCUCCUGAAGCGCACGCUCCCCAUCUCGCAGAAGCCCGUCCACCCACGACACCGUGGUCCACACGUUCUCUGCUGCUUGCAGGGAGGGAGUGGGCUGCGCCCCGCACGCUGGAGGAGGGUGCAGGCCAGAGGGCUGGGGGAUCCGCAGGCCCACGCGGAGGCCGCGGUAUGGAAGUCACCUUCGGCCCCCUCCUUAAGACCAUCUGCCAUUGGGACAGGCAGGACCCUCGCCCUGCAGCUUUGGGGAGAUAAGACACAUCAUCCUGGCCUCUCUGCCUGUGCCCAGUGACACUGUGGGUGGCCUUGCCAGCCACACCUUACCCCAAGCACAGAGAGGGGCUCCUGGCAGACUCCUUCCUUCCCAGGGGCAGAGACAGCCUCCUGAGGCCAGGCCCUCCCGGAUCACCUCCCUCGGCAAAGCCAUGGGUGAGCCCAGCUGGAGACGCGUUUUAAAUGUUGAAGUCUCGAUUCCUUCAUUUCAAAAACAGAUGCCCCCGGUGAACCUUCUAUGAGAUACCCAAACCAGAACCAAGUGGGCGCUCAACAAGCCCUACAGGCCCGAGCUCUCAGCUCUGCCAGGCCAGGUGGCCCCAGGCCCAUCAAAGCCCACCCGCCCCCCCGGGAAGAGCAGGCGCAGAAGCCCUGCCAGCCCGGCUCCAUCUGCAGGGACGGCCCCCAAGGAGAGGGAAGCCCAAGUCGCUGCCCCUCCCGGGCGUGUGUAGUGAGACCCUCAUUUCUGGAUGAUUCAGGUCGGCAAAAUAACCUCUGAGCGUCAGAUUUACCACCUCCUCCCAGAAACAGGAAAAUUCACUUCACUAAACUCAGAACGAUGGCAUCCGGGAGGGCACAGAGGUGUUGCAGUUGGCCGCACACACGUCUGUGGGUUAAGGGUGAAUAGAGCCCUCCGGCCGUGUCCCCUCCACCAGCUCCAGUGAACAGGUCCCGGUGCACGAGGGAGAAGGGCCACCAAGCGGGGAGAGACGCCAAAACCGAGUUUCGUCUUUCCAUGCUGUUGUGUAUCUGCUUUACUCUGUCAUCUCUCUUCCAAAGUCAUUUCUCGCUAUCUGGAAUUUAAAUAAUGAUCACUAGAAAUGCUUUAUCUGAAUAUAGGACCAUAUGCCUACUUGUGAUUUCUACCUUCUCUUGUUUCAAAGGAAACCCUCCAGUGUGAGAUGUAUAAAUACAUUUAAUCAUGUCAUAUUAAACUGCUAACUUGACAUUCGAUGCUCUUCAUUUGUGGAGGAGAACAGUUCUUCCUGUCCAUCUUUCGUGUCCUGAAGAUACUGGACAUUCAGAGUGCCAAGUCAAAGGUGAUCCGACUUGGGACUCGGGGUGCCCAGUGCUCCCUCCCGCCUGGGGUCAGCGUGGCCCAGCAAUCUCAGUCGCCUGCAGACGCCUGCUCUCCCUGCACGGGCACCGCCGGGGCCUCAGCACGUGCUGCCCAGCUCUGACCCACCCGGGGACGGCCUCUGAGCCCAGCAGAACCACAGCCCCAUCCACGCCGGCUGCCCCUCUCACCUCACAGCACACACCCUGGGGGCAUCUCCAGGUCCUGGGGGAGGCUCUCCUUCUUGACCAUUUGGGAAAUGAGGUCAGGGGAGCCAGUUGACCACAAGUCAGGUGAUCCCUGACAGCACCCACCACCGAAGGGGUGCUGGCCCCAGGGGUCUGCGUUCGCGUCUUAAGCAGCAGGCCUCUGACACACUGGCUCCAGUCCUCUUCCCUUUUGGGUCCCUCCCCGUGUCUGCGACCUGCAGGGAUUGCAGCGUUGGCUCUUCUGCGUGGGGAGCGCUGCUGGCCGGCCAUGCUGAGCCCGCCGUGAGCACACAGCAGCACACGUGAAGGCCCUGGGGCCAGUGCUCAUCAGAGUGAAGGGUGCAGAGCAGCAGGGCAGACGGAAUGCCGGCUCCUGCUGCUGCUGCCAGUGAGCAGGGUGUGGGCAACACUGUCUUUGGGUGCGGCUAAGCCCCAAAGAAAGGGCUCCUGGGGUGCCAUGGCCGAUGUGGGAGGGGUGUCCACACUGCACCCAGGGUGGGGGCCUGUGGCCAGCAACAGCUUCAGGCACCGGGUGCUCUGAAGACGUGCGCACAGAGCUCACGCAGCGUCCUGCAGAGGUGAGGGGCACACAGACGGCAGGCCUCAUCGCCAGCUCCGGGGCGCUGACGCUCACGGAGGGCUGGCCCUGCGCACCACGCAGCUCCGUCCCUUGGCCACACAGUUCCCACGGGAACACGGUCGAUGGUGACUUGCCGAGCCGGCAAGAGGAGACAGGGAGAGGCCGGCUCUGGCUCGUCGGCGGCCUGGAGGGUGCGGGUCCUGGCACUCUGGAGGACCAUGUUUGGCCUUCCUGGGCUGUUCACGGACACCACACCUGCAGUUUAGCCAGCAUCCCGACUGUGUGCCCCAGACGCAGAUCGGAACGCUGCUGUGAGAGCACUGAGCACAACGUCUGAGCUGAGCCGGGCAAGCGUUGGCACCCCACGAGGAAGACACCACCAGACACAGUGCUGUGGCCACCCGGGGGCUGAGGCAUAGGCUCUCAGGUUCAAGGCCGCCUGGACAACUCGUCGUUUAUCAAACACAGAACGGGCUGGGGGUGUGGCUCAGCCGUAGAGCUCGUGUCUGGCACACACCAGGCCCUGGGGUCCAUCCCCAGCACUGCAAAGAAAACGUUUUUAAAGGGGAAGAGAUCAGGUUUGGAAAAGACACACCCAGACUGAAAUCCCUUAAAUAACGAAGUUCUUGAGCUGCCUUCCAGGAUCGCCGCCAGGCCUGUCCUUAGAGUUUAGAACCAGCUCUUCAACCGUGGACAGGAGCAUCAGAGGCCCGUGCGUUCCGGUCAGUGAUGUCCCAGGUCAGAAUCCCCCAGGCAAGCCCCCGGGAGGGAGGUGCAGCCUCAGACGACAGCAGCUUCUCCCCUGCCGUGAACUCGGCACACCAGUGCCAGGCGGCGGCAAGAAUUCACGGCUCCAGCCCUCUUGCUGAUUCACUGCACAAUAAAGCUUUUCCUCUUUGCAAACACCUGGUGCCUAAUUUUUGCUUCUGUGAUAAGUCCUUGCUCCAUGACCUUGAGUAUUUUCUAUCAAUGUUUUAGUAUAACUUGUUAGUUAACAUAAUUUUUAUUGAAUGAUUAUCUAAAAACCAGUCUACAAAAUCCCUAAAAUCCUAACAAUCUGCAAACCCUGCCGGCUGGUUACCCCAACCCACCCAGGAAGAAGAAAGCUGGACCCUGCAGGGAGCUGGGGCACCAUCCUGCCCACAGGGCACAGAGGGUCCAUGCUGGAAAGUUAAGGUUGAAAACCGACCCACGCCCAGGGAGAUCCCAGGUCCCCAGACAAGGAAGGGCAUGCUCCUCACUGGGGAGCCUGCCCAGCCCAGGCAAGAGGACCCUGGGGCCAGCUCUUGGUCAGCACUAGGGCUGGAACCCAGGGCCUCGCACGGGCUAGGCAAGGCUCCACC
Molecule: messenger RNA, 6655 nt
Organism: Sciurus carolinensis (gray squirrel)
Lineage: Eukaryota; Metazoa; Chordata; Mammalia; Rodentia; Sciuridae
Gene: Ptprn2
Product: protein tyrosine phosphatase receptor type N2
Exons: 23
Coding region: 123-3011 (962 amino acids)
Biological process (GO): protein dephosphorylation
Cellular component (GO): secretory granule
Molecular function (GO): protein tyrosine phosphatase activity
Source: RefSeq, a predicted model, not a curated record